GCCGGCGGUGGGCGGGGCCAAGCCGCCCCCUCCGGUCGCCCGUGGAGACGGGCUGAGGGCGGAGGACGGGAGCGGCGGGCGGACCAUUACACCGAUAAAAUCAAAGCAAGCUGGACAGGUAGCAAGACUGCCUAUGUAGACUAAAGAAUUUGCUGAAGGUCACGUAACCUGAGGCCAAGCUGGAUCUCGUGACUCCCAGGCUGGUGCUUUAAUCAAGGACCGCUCCUGCUUUACAUGCUAGCUUCGCCGCGUCUCUGAAGAUGUCUGGGAAAACAGCUAGCACCACCAACAACAUAGCCCAGGCCCGAAGGACUGUCCAGCAGCUAAGAAUAGAAGCCUCAAUAGAAAGAAUAAAGGUGUCGAAAGCAUCGGCAGACCUAAUGCUCUACUGUGAAGAACACGCCAAGAAAGAUCCCUUGCUAAUGGGCAUACCCGCUUCUGAGAACCCUUUCAAGGACAAGAAAACCUGUAUUUUAUUGUAGGAGAGCGGCAGCUCCUCCGCAGCCCCCCGGGCAGCGCCGGCGGGCGAGCAGGCAAAUCCUCUCUAAGGUACCGGCUCCUCACUGUGCAAGAGCGGCCGCUCUUUUACCAAGCGUGUAAACGGUUUCUUCAGCUUUCUAAAGCGUUUCUUCUCUUCCCUACCUUUAUUUGGAGGUUUCCACCCGAAUUCGCUUCUUUCUUGUCCAAGGGAAUGGGGUCCGUGUCUCCUCGUCCCCGGGAUGGGGGACCCGGCGUCACUUUGCAAGUUAAACGAGACCAAAGUUGCCUGAGCUUUGCUGACAGAGCAGAGGCAAAAAACCUGAUUGAACGCCACUGGUUUUACAUUUUUGUUAAAUUAUGUGUGCGGGGAGGGGGGUAUAGCUGUGUUGGUAGCGCAGGUUUCUGCACAGGCGCGUUUCGAAGUGCGUUUUCUGGCAAAAACUACCUUCAAAAACGCUCCCGGGAGCCCUGCCUGCAGCCCGCCUUACGCUGGCCUCUCUUGACAGAGGGUUUUUAAGUGUAAAACGCCAGGUGUCACGAAUCAGAGAUCCGCGGAUCGAUCUUCUGGCUUUUUAAGAGGAGCUGAAAAAGCAGGAUCUUCAGCUUCGGUUCUGCUUCUCGACAUUUUCAUCUCUAAUUAUUAAAAAUCAGUGUUAGCAUUAAAAAAAACCAAAACCCUGUCAAAAGAAUCAAAGGCCGCAGGCGCGUACUGCCCGGGCUUCGAUGGGUCCGUCACUCCAAGUCCCAGUUACAGUUUGUGCAGGGAGUCGGGAUUUGGCUCUUUUUUAAAAUUCAUUUUUUAAGGGGAAAAAUGCCAAAUUAUAUCCAGAUUGUGGUUACGCGGAUAAAAUUGGAGGGCCUUUCCAUCAAGUAAGUGAUUUUAUAUAUAUAUAUAUAUAUACGUAAUAAAAAAGUCUUUCUCUGUG
Molecule: messenger RNA, 1406 nt
Organism: Chroicocephalus ridibundus (black-headed gull)
Lineage: Eukaryota; Metazoa; Chordata; Aves; Charadriiformes; Laridae
Gene: GNG12
Product: G protein subunit gamma 12
Exons: 5
Coding region: 261-482 (73 amino acids)
Biological process (GO): G protein-coupled receptor signaling pathway
Cellular component (GO): heterotrimeric G-protein complex
Molecular function (GO): G-protein beta-subunit binding
Source: RefSeq, a predicted model, not a curated record